GAUGCCGGGUGGCGUCAGGCUCGAGUAGAGUAGAGUAGAGUAUAGAGAGAGGGAGGGAAGGCGGGGGCAGCACAGCGCAGCGCCAGCGCGGGCUGGACUUUGCGAAGACUAACCACCGGUGGUCGUCUUCAUCCUCUGUCCCUCCCUCCCUUCCUCGAUCCAAUUCAGAUUCAGCCCUCUCCCUCUCUCUUCUUCAUCCGUUCACUCAUACUUGAGAGAAAGAAAGAAAAAAAAAAUUAGUCGGAUCGAUCUGCUGCUGCUAAGAGGAAGACCAAGACCAAGUGCUUAAUUAUUAAUUGAGAGAGAGAGAGAGAGAGAGAGAGAGAGAGAGAGAGAUGAGACGGGGAAGCAGCGGUCAGGCUGCGGAUUCCUUCUACCAGGUCCGCCCAGACUGCAGCCACAACGUCCCCAACACCAAGUUCAAGAUCAAGGCCGGGAAAACAUUGAGCGUGCGGAAAUGGCAUGCUGCGUUUACGCGUGAAGGCUGUCUGGACAUCGCUUCUGUUCUAAGCCGCAUACAGAGAGGGGGUGUGCACCCCGCGAUCAGGGGAGAGGUUUGGGAGUUUUUACUUGGCUGCUUUGACCCUGGGAGCACCUUCGAUGAGCGGGAGCAGAUUAGGCACAGAAGAAGGUUACAAUAUGCUAGAUGGAAGGAAGAAUGCAAAGAGAUGGAUUCUCAUGUUGGAAAUGGCAAAAUUAUCACCGCCCCGAUUAUAACGGAAGACGGUUUCCCUAUUAAGGAUCCUUUGGUAUUACUCGAGGCUACUUCAGACACGCAAGGUACUUCAACCAGCAGCAGGAAUGGAAUUGAGGUGGGUGACUCCACAGACCGUGUGAUGGAUAAACAAAUCAUUGACUGGAAGCUUACGUUGCAUCAAAUCGGCCUUGAUGUACUACGCACUGACCGCGCCAUGAUGUUUUAUGAGAACAAAGAAAAUCUUUCAAAGUUAUGGGAUAUUCUAGCUGUCUAUGCAUGGAUCGACAAAGAAGUCGGUUAUUGUCAAGGAAUGAGUGAUUUAUGCUCACCCAUGAUAGUGCUACUCAAUGAUGAAGCAGACGCAUUUUGGUGCUUUGAGAGGUUGAUGCGUAGACUGAGAGGGAAUUUCAGAUGCACACAGCAGUCCGUUGGGGUAGAAAACCAGCUUCAGCACCUUGCUUCUAUCAUUCAGGUGCUCGACCCAAAUUUACAUGACCACCUAGAAACACUUGGCGGAGGUGACUAUCUCUUUGCAUUUCGCAUGUUCAUGGUAUUGUUUCGGCGCGAAUUAUCAUUUGGGGACUCCUUGUACCUUUGGGAGAUGAUGUGGGCUCUGGAAUAUGAUCCUGACAUCUUCUCCACUUAUGAAAAAACUCAGUCUGCAACCCACAAAAUCGAAGGAUUUAAACCAAAAGUAAAAUCAAUACGCCAGUUUGGCAAGUACGAGAGAGAGAAUAUGAAGAAUGGGGCAAAUGAUGUUGAUGGACCUGUCCCUAUUUCGGUUUUCUUGGUUGCUAGUGUUCUGAAAGAGAACAGUCCAAAGCUUCUGCUAGAAGCUCGAGGGAUUGAUGACGUUAUUAGGAUAUUGAACAAUGUUAACGGGAACUUGGAUGCGAAAAAGGCUUGCGCUGUUGCACUGAAGCUUCACAGGAAAUACCUUAAAAAGUUGCAGGGAAAGAAAACCUAACAUCAUAUGGUGAGAUGAGAUACCAAGAUGUAUAGGGGACUUUGCAGUUUGCACGGCGUUGUUAAAGACAUGUCUAAUAUAUUUGCAAUAUUUGGCUCGCGAUGUGACCUCUGGAGAUUGCUGACUGGUGGUCUUUUGAUACCAGUGGAGAUUUCAGAGUAGGGGCCUGAAUUGUUGUAAUGUAAAUUUUAACCCCAUGUGUUCCUUCCAUAUAUGGAUUGUAGGUACAAACAGAAUAAGGCAGUGUGGUGGUGCGCCUUGUUAUUGUUCACUAUGCUAUUUAUUUCAACAAUACAAGUUGAAGCGAAGAGAAACGCAACCUGUAUGUACCUCUGAACAUAGGAAGAUUGAAUAUUUCUGUUCAUUCUUAUUCUCUA
Phragmites australis (common reed) is the source of this 2041-nucleotide messenger RNA. Its product is annotated as rab GTPase-activating protein 22-like. The record is from RefSeq and is a predicted model, not a curated record. The transcript is spliced from 11 exons. Gene Ontology annotation, molecular function: GTPase activator activity. Bases 336 to 1664 code for a protein of 442 amino acids. Gene Ontology annotation, biological process: activation of GTPase activity. NCBI's taxonomy places the organism in Eukaryota, Viridiplantae, Streptophyta, Magnoliopsida, Poales, Poaceae.